CAUCAUGUGAGUUUAAUUCUGUUCCAAUUUCCAAGUGAGCUUCGAAUGUUCCAUGCGAGUUUGACUUGUUCCCCUAUUGGCAUAUCCCCGAAACCCCUAGCCUCGCUGACAGGUGGUGCCAAUGUGACCCCACCUUCCAGUGUGACAAGCUAGAGCCCCCGGUUUCCCCUCACGCGGAUAGUCCAGUCCCUCCCAUGGCGCGACUGCGCGAGCAGCCUCGGUCUCUCCUCCUCCAGCGUCUCAUUGCCUCGUAACCGCCGCCGGAAUCGACCGAUCCAAAGCUCCGGGUUCUAUCCAAUCCACGAGGGGAUCCCAAAUGGCCAUGGCGGCCUCGGUCCUCGCCGCGACCUCGCCCCAGCUGACAUCGUGGAGAUGGAGGCCUCUCCUCGCGGCGCAUCCACGGGCGAGUCCGCCUCCCGCACGGCGCCUGCGGGCGCCCGCUUCUCCUCUCCGGACCCCCAUUCCCCGCAAUCCUUGUUCCGGAGCCACCGUCGCCAGGACGCCGUGUACGGCGGCGGUAUCAUUUGGUGCGAAGGCGGAGGUCACGGAGCGGGAGCGGGAGGCGCCCGAUUGGGACGUUCUGAAGCGGGUGGCGCUGGUCGCGCUUGGCUGCUGCGCUGCAGCCGCCGUGCUCGGCUGCGGCGCGGCGCGGGCGGCGGCGGAGGACUCGAUCAAGGCGUCCGGGUUCGGGCUGCGGGUGGCGGAGUCGCUGCGGAGGCUCGGGUGGCCCGACGACGCCGUCGUGUUCGCGCUCGCGACGCUGCCGGUGAUCGAGCUGCGGGGGGCGAUCCCGGUCGGGUACUGGAUGCGGCUCCACCCAGUCCGCCUCACCGUCCUAUCCGUUCUUGGUGAUGAUUAUACCCUUUUUAGCGACACAUCCAAGAGGAAAACUGCCUUUUAUCAGAAUUGGAACAUGGUGCCUGUGUCGUUUAUCAUCCUCUACCUGAGAAAACUUGCGACUUAUCUCUCCCAGAGAAGCGCCUCUGCAACCCGACUUAUUGACCUCCUCUUUGAGCGGGCACGACGGAAAGCUGCACCUGUUGAGGAAUUCCAAUGGCUUGGACUGAUGUUGUUUGUUGCUGUUCCGUUUCCAGGAACAGGGGCAUGGACAGGAGCGAUCAUUGCAUCCGUCUUAGGCAUGCCGUUCUGGUCAGGUUUCUCGGCAAACUUUGUGGGAGUCAUCCUAGCAGGCCUGCUGGUGAACUUGCUCAUGAAUCUCGGUCUGAAAUAUGCGAUUAUCACUGGAGUCUUUCUGUUCCUAGUAUCAACUGUGAUGUGGAAUGUACUUCGAUCCCUCAAGAAGUCAGUCAAUGCCAAAUGAUCUAAUAAAGUCUGCACGAAGUUGUUCUGAUGUCUUCAGAGCUCAGCCUUAUGAGCGAAUUACAGUUGUGCAAAAUUUCCUCACUUCUUUACUUUUGCUUGUAUACGCAGAGCAAACUCUCGAGCUAUAUGUUCUCGUCUCUGCAGCCGUCACCCAGUGAUUUUAGUAGAACCAUAGCAGAGUAACUGUAGUCUUUGUAGGUACACAAUUUAUCGAUCAAGCUCCCAUAUUUA
Messenger RNA from Panicum hallii, 1554 nucleotides. RefSeq lists its product as uncharacterized. Gene Ontology annotation, cellular component: chloroplast. The transcript has 3 exons. The coding region runs from base 317 to 1321 and encodes 334 amino acids. The record is from RefSeq and is a predicted model, not a curated record. NCBI's taxonomy places the organism in Eukaryota, Viridiplantae, Streptophyta, Magnoliopsida, Poales, Poaceae.